Molecule: messenger RNA, 2473 nt
Organism: Cephus cinctus (wheat stem sawfly)
Lineage: Eukaryota; Metazoa; Arthropoda; Insecta; Hymenoptera; Cephidae
Exons: 3
Coding region: 325-2148 (607 amino acids)
Source: RefSeq, a predicted model, not a curated record
UUUCGCGCAGGAAGUAACGAAUAUUAUAUGGGCGUCGAUAAUUUACAAUCUGCGACACAAUUCUUAUUGGUCGAGAAGUUUGCAUAGUGUAGUUAUUGUCGAAUCGUGUGACGCAACGAGAUAUUAUUGUACAGUCGCCUUGAAAUCUAUAAACCGCGAGCACAGCUAUUGGCCAUUUAAGAGUGAAGGAUCGACGCACAGUUGCGCAUUAUUAUCAAGAAAGAAUUUCUCGGACUAUUUCACGGAAGUGACUCUCGUGAAUUUCGUGGGGGCUUUAGAAAGGGCACUAUGUGAAAAUUAUACAACCGGAGGGUGGAAACGUGGAUGAAAAAAGAUCUUUGGAUAAUCAAGUCCUCGAUAGCUUCUCAUUGGUUGGCUCGGGAUUUCGUUGUGCAUUCUGUGUCUGACACCAUCCCGAAGGAAAAUAUAAUGCCACAAAAAGCACCAAUGAAAAAGUCCUCGACUGGCAAGGGCAUGCAAGUUUAUCAGGUGCAAAAUACAAAAGCACAACAGUCCAAGCCAGGUUCAACAAACAAUCAGAGAGUUCUUAUUCUCUCUACUCCAAUUAAAUUGAAAGAUGGUACCAUCAAUCUUGAGCAGCGAGCCAUACCAUUACGUAUUAGUAACAAUCAGCUAUUGAACACUGGUUCCAAGAACAGUGUAAUCUCACUUAAGCGCAGUAACGAGCCACCACCCCUUGCUCUUCCAAUAAAUCAAUUGAGCAAAAAGUCUCCAACGUUCGUUAAAAAUGAAAUUGGUCAAGUAAUGGGUAAGCUUAUUCCUCUUGGAAAAUUUUCAAACAUUACUUCCAAUGCUUUUAAUCCAGUGGCAACAAAAGCUUCUCCUUCUACCUCGACACCUCCAGUAGCCCAAACUGUUAAAUGCAAAUUCUCCAAGCAGAAUUCUAAAGUGAAAAAUCAGAACCCAAUAGAAGCUCCAUUGCAAAGCAAGGAGACUUUGCUCAAUGUGGAUACAUAUGAAACAAGCUUAAUUCAAAAUGAAGAGGAAAAACCUUUGAGCAGUUCAUCGACAUCUGCAACCACUAAUAACUCUACUGUGAACUGUAGUAAAACUGUUCAAGUAUCUGGCAUGAAACAAUUCACCACAUUUACAUCAAAACCAAAAAAGGAAAUACAUUUGGUACUAAGAGGUGAAAACAAUAUGGCUAGUAUAGGUCAAACUGGUCAGAAUAUUAAAUUAAUUCCAUUGGACCAAUGGAAAUUUGAUGAGAAAUUAAAUUUUAUGAGAAGUACAAAGAAUAUAGAAGAACAGAGUGAUAUUCUUAAAACUGGGAUGACUUCAAAAUCACAUUCACAUGAUGAGGUUCAGGAUAAAGAUGAUACGAGCUCAAUUGAUUUAAAGCUUCAUUGUCCAGUUAAAGAAGAAAAAUUUAGCAUAAACGAUUUAUUGGAAAAAGAUCCACUAAAUAUUGAGAACUUUAACAUAGAAGACGGUAUUAAAAAGAAUUUUAAAUCUCUGUCUACAACAUGUAGCAAGGAAGAAGAUGACGUUUUUUUAAAUCCACCAGAUAACACAUCAAAUUAUAUUAACCCCAGUGAUAUCUCUUCAGUGCAUAGAUCAACUUCUACAUUUGAUAGAAAGGAAGUUGCUAAAUUGAAAAGUAAUCAGUUUAGUAUUGAAACUGACUGGUUUAAAGAAAAGUUGGCAUCCCUAAAGCAUGAAGCUGUUACAGUAAAUUACGACGACGUUGGGAAAAAUCAAGAAUUAGAAACAUGGGAAUCGGAGCAAACGGAUAACGAUUCUAAAAAGAUUGACACCAGUCCCUGCAAAAAUGUUUAUGAACGUUUCAAUAUAAAUAAGUCAAAUGCUACUGACAGAGAAAUUGCAAUGAUGUCAUAUAUACAAAAUUUGAGGAAAAGAUUAUUUUAUUUGAAAAAUAAAAAAAUCCAUAUGCCAAGUUUUCUCGAGUACACACAACAUCGGAACAUGGCUUAUGUCACAGGGGUUCAACGAGGAUUUAUCAAAGCGCAACUCAAAAACUGUGGCAAGCCAGUUCACAAGCAACGUUUUACGAAGUUGGAAAAAUCUGCAGCCCAAGAAAUACUUAAAGCAACAGGACCCAGGGGCUAUGAUAAUUUGAGAAAAUUCUUUUAUCUUCCUACAAGGAAUGUAAUGACUAAUACCUGAGAUAUAUGCUUGCUAUAAAAGACUGGGAAUAUAGAUUAGCUAGUUGGUUAGGACACUUCCGAGGUGCAAUUCAAAGUUACAAUAGCUAAUAUAAAAAUGCUGGAACAACAAAGGAACAAACAGAAUCAGAGACCAAGAGGAUCUGAUUUGAUAACAAACAAUGACUCCAGUUAACAGGAGUGUCUCUGACUUAGCUCGAUAAAUUAUUAAGUAUAAAAUUUACAGAGGAUUAUACUUCUAAAGUUCUCUAGUGUAAUUUCAUAGAAUUUAUUAAUCUUAUUGAUUUGUUUAAUGUAGUGCAUUCCUCUAUAAACUGGUUUUCAUA